This is a messenger RNA of Coregonus clupeaformis (lake whitefish), 372 nucleotides long. RefSeq names its product von Willebrand factor D and EGF domain-containing protein-like. The annotation marks the transcript as partial. The record is from RefSeq and is a predicted model, not a curated record. The transcript is spliced from 3 exons. Lineage: Eukaryota; Metazoa; Chordata; Actinopteri; Salmoniformes; Salmonidae.
AUGGGCAGUGCUCCGGUGGGGGGUGUUUGUGCUUCCCGGAUUCGGCUCCACGACUGCAGCGUUAUCUCUGACCAGACUCCAGAGAUCACAGAGCUGGAGAACGAGGGACUGUGUGAUGUCAGACAGAGUGACUGCUCCACUGUACAGGUCUUUGGACAAGGCUUCAAAGACUCCUAUGAACUCAAGUGUGAAUUUUUGAAGGAAAAGUUUGUGGAUGGUGAGUGGACCCUGGACGAACCUCAGUUUUCCCUGGCUACCUUCCUGGAUGUGUCAGGUCUGGAGUGUCGGCUCCCCCUGGAGUACAGACAACCCACUGCAGGCGUGGACCUGGAUAUGGCCACCGGCAGACCCCUCGCACGCUGGCAGAUCAAA